Messenger RNA from Papaver somniferum (opium poppy), 459 nucleotides. RefSeq names its product egg cell-secreted protein 1.4-like. Bases 1 to 459 code for a protein of 152 amino acids. Gene Ontology annotation, biological process: double fertilization forming a zygote and endosperm. NCBI's taxonomy places the organism in Eukaryota, Viridiplantae, Streptophyta, Magnoliopsida, Ranunculales, Papaveraceae. The record is from RefSeq and is a predicted model, not a curated record. The transcript has a single exon.
AUGGCUGCAGCUUAUUUAACUUCUUCAAAAUUGCUAUUCAUCACAAUGUUCAUUGCAUUAACUCUGAGCACAAUGGAUUCCAACACAAUCGGUGCUACUGGUGUACUAGCACGACCUUUGUCAGACGUUAAGACUGCGACGACGAUAUCCUUAGCUGCUCGAUUACAAUCAGAUGGGUCAUAUUCUGAAUGUUGGGACUCGUUAACGGAGCUUCAAGCAUGUACCGGUGAGGUUAUACUAUUCUUGCUCAAUGGUGAAACACAUUUAGGUCGGAACUGUUGCCGAGCAAUUCAUAUAAUCCAGCAUAAUUGUUGGCCGGCUAUGCUUGGGUCAUUGGGGUUCACUGAAGAGGAAGGUAAUAUGCUUCGGGGAUAUUGCGAUGCCACUGCCGAUGUUGUACCUACCCCACUAUCACCUCCUUCUACGGUUCCUCUCGUGAAGGAUGAUUUGAAGCCCUGA